AUGAAUCGAUUGAUUCUUUUUUUAAUACUUUGUUUUACUUUCUUAUUAAUUAUACAAAAAUCCAGUGUACAUGCUGAUACAUGUUUACAUAAUGAACCUUCAAAAUGUACACAAGCUGAUAAUGCAAAUGGAAUAACAGAUCAAGAAAAUGAUCAAUGUAAUAAUUUAUGUAUUAAUGCAGGACAUGUAUCAGGACAUUGUUCAAUAUCAUCAGAUUGUUUUCAAUAUUGUUUAUGUCAAGAAAAAGGAUCGUAA
Messenger RNA from Rotaria sordida, 255 nucleotides. The record is from the annotation of a GenBank genome assembly. NCBI's taxonomy places the organism in Eukaryota, Metazoa, Rotifera, Eurotatoria, Philodinida, Philodinidae.